CGAAGCGUGCAAUGGCUGGCUCCGGCUGGUGGCGCCUACGAGCACCAGUUCUAGGAGAAGGAGAAGUCGAAGAGUCGGAGGAGGAGCCGGAGGAGGGGUCGGUGCCGGAGCCGCCGCUCAAGCCCAAGCCCAAGCGGAAGCCCAAGCCUAAGGAGAAGGGGCCCAGAAGGGUCCCUCUCCGCCUAGAUCGGUUCGGCUUGCAGGUUAAGAAAUCAAGAUACCAAGAGGCAAAGGAUUGGUCCAAAAUCAAAAACCUAGGGCUGUACCAGCUCACCAUGGAUAUCAUUAGGAUGAACCGAGUGUGUAGAAUGUUCCGCCAAGGCCUCAGGGGACUUCGGGAAUAUCAGAUCAUUGAGACUGCUCACAGAAAGCACCCUAUCUUCUCUUUCUGGGAUAAAAAGAAACAAGGCCGAAUCACAUUUGAUACUAUGGACUUCAUUGGAGAGUCGGAGCACUUCCCUCCAAGGGCCAUUCAGAUCACGCAGAAGAAGCCCGCUUGGAGGACAGAGCGCGAGAUCCAGUCCCUCUGUAACCUCCUGCAGGUUCUGGAUAGUUACCAGAACUACUCGGAGCCCCUGCAGCUGCUCCUGGCCAAGGUCAUGCGCUUUGAACGGUUUGGUCGCAGGCGUGUGAUCAUCAGGAAGGGCCAGAGGGCCAACAGCUUUUAUUUUAUCUACCUGGGCACGGUGGCCGUGACCGAGGACGAAGAUGGCAGCAGUGCCUUCCUGGACCCCCACCCGACGUUGCUGCAAAAGGGCAGCUCUUUUGGGGAAAUGGGCUUUCUAACUUCUUCAGUGAGGAGGGCCACCGUGGUCUGUAUGGAAGAAACAGAGUUCUUGGUUGUUGACAGAGAGGAUUUCCUUGCUAAUAAACUGGACCAAGAAGUUAAAAAGGAUGCUCAGCAUCGGUUUGAAUUUUUUAGGAAGAUGGAUCUGUUUCACUCCUGGUCCGAUGAGAAGCUCUGGAAGCUCGUAAUGCUGGGGAAGAUAGAGAAGUUCUCAUAUGGGCAGCUGAUCUCAAAGGACUUUGUAGAAUCGUCUUCCAUCGUGUUUGUGUGUAAGGGCAGCUGUGAAGUACUGCAGUUGAUAGACCUUGCGACCUCGCCCUUCUACCACAAGUGGGUCUGGCAGCACCUGCAGCUGAUAGACGACAGACCUCCAAACACCCACCUCAAGGAUCUGUCUCCUGUGGAGAGAUUUAAGGAAUUCCAGAUCAAGUCAUAUCCUGUACAGGAUUUUAGUUCUCUGAAACUUCUGCAUCUCCGGAAAGCCCAGGAGCAACAGGGAUCCAGCUUCAAUAGGAAGAUUAAAACCUCAGCAAAUACUCUCCCAAAGACCUUGGGCCCAAAGAUCAAAUCCAGGUGUCCUCAUUUCAUCGAGUGUCCCAUGAUUGAUACGAAGUAUGGUGCUCUCCCCAAGGAGGCUGCAGUGGGGGCCUACGUGAAGAUUCACACUGUGGAGCAAGGAGAAGUCUUGGGCCUUCACCAGAUCCUCCUCCCGGAGAGCCAGCGUGACACUCGGCCCUUGAUCCUGGUGAGCCUGGGAGCUGAGGUGAUACGGGUUAGGAAAGAGAAGUUUUGCGAACUGAUUGACAGUAAGACAAUAGAAAAAUUGUCGAAGUUCGAGAUCAAGUACCCCAGGUCUUCAUCACAAGAAAGGUCAUUUAAAACUUCACUGGCGGGCUUCCCUGGUGGCGCAGUGGUUGGGAGUCUGCCUGCGGAUGCAGGGGACACGGGUUCGUGGCCCGGUCUGGGAAGAUCCCACAUGCCACGGAGUGGCUGGGCCCGUGAGCCAUGGCCGCUGAGCCUGCGCGUCUGGAGCCUGUGCUCUGCAAACUUCACUGGCAUCAAGUAAUUCCUAAAACAUGCUUUAAAAAUAUAGACAGACAGGUAGUAGGUAGGUAGGUAGAUAUUUAUCUAUAUAAAUAUUAGAAAAAUUCUAAAAUUUUUUUUCAUAAUCCCCAAUUUUAAAAUGUAUAUAAUGAGAAUUGAAACAUUUCUACUAUUUCACCCAUCUAAUCUCAUCUCCCAAGGAUAACUUGACUAACAGUUUGGUACGUAACCUUCUCAAAGUUCACAUACUCAUACCCAUUUCCUUAUUUAUUAUUUUAACCAAAAAAAAAGGAAGAAGCUAUACCAGCUCUGUCCAAUAGAAUUUUCUGCAAUGAUGACAAUGUUCUAUCAUACAUGUCCACCAGCCAUAUAUGGCUACUGGGCACUUGAAAUGUGGCUAAUGUGACUGAAGACUGAAUUUUUAAUUUUAAGUAAUUUAAAUAGCUAUAGGUAGGUAGUGGCCACCAUAAUGGACAGCACAGUGUUAUACAUUUUGGAUUUUUUACUUAGAGUAUCAUGGACAUUUCUUUUUUGUUUAAUUUUAUAAAUUUUGAAAUCAUCUCACAGAAAAGUUGCAGUUACAAUACAAAAAAGCCAUUUGAGAGUAAGUUGGGACCGGAUGCAUCAGCACAUCCAAAUAAUUUAGUGUUUAUUUCCUCAAACAAGGACAUUCUCUUAUGUAACCACAACCAUCAAAAUCAGGAAAUUAUCACUGACACAUUACAGCCAUCGAAUCCUCAGGGCCCAUCCACAUGUUGCCAGUUGUCCCAAUAACAUCCUUUAUAGCAAAGGAUCCAGUUCACGAUCGUGCAGUACACUUAGUUGGCAUGCCUCUUUGGUUUCCUUCUAUCGGAUAUAGUUCUCAACCUUUCUUUGACAUUCAUGACCUUGAUACUUUUGAAGAUUAUAGACCAGUUAUUUUGUAGAGUGUUCUUUCUACAAGAAAGGGCCUGUUUGAUGU
Molecule: messenger RNA, 2792 nt
Organism: Orcinus orca (killer whale)
Lineage: Eukaryota; Metazoa; Chordata; Mammalia; Artiodactyla; Delphinidae
Gene: CNBD2
Product: cyclic nucleotide binding domain containing 2
Exons: 13
Coding region: 12-1853 (613 amino acids)
Biological process (GO): spermatogenesis
Molecular function (GO): cAMP binding
Source: RefSeq, a predicted model, not a curated record